This is a messenger RNA of Seminavis robusta, 3509 nucleotides long. The record is from the annotation of a GenBank genome assembly. NCBI's taxonomy places the organism in Eukaryota, Bacillariophyta, Bacillariophyceae, Naviculales, Naviculaceae.
AGUUUUGGAGCCUUUGCAACCCUUGAACCGACACCCAUAGAGCACUACUAUAGCUACUAGCUAGCAAUCAAUCAAGUAAGUAAGUGAUAGAAACAGUAUCAAGAAUCAUGAUGAAACCAAAUGACGAUGACGAUGCCAGGAGUGAGACCACGUUGAGUUCCGUGAGGGAGGAGUCUCGAGAUGAAAAAGGCGAGAUUGAGAAGAAGAACCAAAAGGAGAAUGCUCGUGUGCAGAAAUGGCGCCUCGCGGUCACGGCAAUGGUGCUUGCCACGGCUGCCGCAGUCACCUCCAUCACUUACAUCCUUCUUGACCAGGCUGAAACAAAGACCUUUCACACCGCCUACAAUCAGUUCAGCCAGACCAUUGGCGACGCCGCUCUCCAGUACCACGAUGGGUUGCGCAAGAGUUUGGAGAUUCUCUCAGUUACCAUCUCUACCGGGGCAUCUGAAUCUGCGGAUUCCUGGCCCACGUAUCACUAUCCCGAGUUUGCUCCCUUCGCCAAGCAGUUGCUCAACUUGAGCCGCGGUGAGAUCUUUUCAAGCUUCAACUAUGUCCCCAAGGAAGAGCGUACCGGGUUUGAGGAGUGGGUCAGCUACAACUAUCAGGAUUGGAUUGCCCAUGAUCACAUGCGCGUCUACGGGAACCUGGAUCGGCUGGACCAAAACACCUCCAAGUUCUUGGGGACCAUUUCGCGUUCCAACCCAGAAAACAAACGCGAGCGCAUCCCAGAAGUGGAAAAAGACCACUACUACGUCCGUGUGCAGAGUCAACCUCCCUUCUCAGCCUACUACCCCAUGUUCCUCUGGAACAUGGGCGUGCUCGAAGGCGCUGAUGCCAUUCACCAUUUCAAGCGUGGUCAGUACUUUGUCACACCCUUUACCUUCCUCCCCAUGAUGGAUCGAAACGAUCACAAAUCCUACCAUUCCAAAGAUCAAGACGGCACGGAUAAUCCUCACUCGAUUCUCUGGCUUCCGGUCCAUCGUGAACCUGGCAACUACUCCUCCGACAUGGUCGCGGGCGUGGACCUCAUUUUUGCGUGGGAUGCCUCCAUGCGUUUCCUCCUUCCCGAUGACGUUCAUGGAAUCAAGGCGGUGAUCCGAAACGACUGUGACAACGUGUGCACCUACCGUAUCGACGGACCGGAUGCACUCUUUGAAGAUCUCCAAGACCUGCACGACCCCCAAUACGACGAGUAUCGCAGAGAUGUGACCUUGGUGUCCUACCCCGAGGGUGCCUUUGAGGAUGACAGUGGAUAUCAUUACAACAACUGCGCCUACACCAUGUCUAUUUACCCAACGAAAGACUUUGAAUCCAUGUACAAGACAAACCAACCUGCGGUUGUGGCCACGGUUGUUGCUUGUACGUUUGUCUUGGUUGCCAUUUGCUUUUACAUCUACGAUUGGUUCGUCCAUGACAGGCAGACAAAGAUGGUGGAGUCGGCUGCGCACACAAAUGCCAUUGUGACGUCUCUCUUUCCAGGAGAGUGUCGGGAUCGCAUGUUGGACGGCGGAGGUGACGGUAAAGAUGGUCUUUCAAGUUUCCUCAGCCUUAAAGAUGCCUCCACCAGCGGUGAUACCAGCUCGAAGCCUUUGGCAGACCUAUACCUUGACACUACAGUGCUGUACGCCGAUAUUUGCGGCUUUACUGCUUGGUCUUCUGUCCGCGAACCGUUUCAAGUGUUCACGUUGCUAGAGACCGUUUAUGCUGGGUUUGAUUCUCGUGCGAAGAUCCGUAGAGUUUGCAAAGUAGAAAGUGUGGGCGAUUGCUAUGUCGCGGUGUCUGGCCUGCCCGUGCCCAGCAGAGAUCACUCUACUAGGAUGUCUAGAUACGCGAAUGAUAUCAUUCAGCUGUUUGGUGCGGCUGUCAAGAACUUGGAAACAACGCUUGGACCUGGGACAGGAGAACUUGCACUCAGGGUCGGGAUGCAUAGUGGUCCUGUUACUGCUGGAGUGCUCCGUGGAGAUCGUGCAAGGUUUCAGCUGUUUGGUCCGACCGUCAAUCAGGCAUCGCGCAUUGAACAUGCCGGGCAAAGCGGUCGAAUCCUCGUCUCGAAGCAAACCGCUGACCUUAUCGCUUCGACGGGUAAGGGGCACUGGUUGGAGGCACGCGAAGCUGUCGAUCUCAAAGGUAUUGGAACAAUCAAAACAUUUUGGGUCAACGUUUCACGCAACAAAGAUGACGAAGGAUCUACCAGGGACUAUGAAACGGAAGCGUCGAUUCUCAGUAGCGAAGAAAUGAUAAUUGACGAUACGGCUCGUUUGAUCAGCUGGAACGUAGAAACCUUGAUCAAUCUCUUGAAAGUGGUUGUUGCCAGGAGGUCAGCUACUUGCCCCAAACGAACACCAGUCGACCUUCGCGCCGCGGCCUCUGAAGGUUUGCCGCUAGACGAGGUCUGCGAGAUCAUUCAUCUUCCAGAACCCGGCGAAAAGACUGUUACCUGGCAGCAACCGAAUGAUGUUGUUAUUGACAGUGCUGUGGUGGAUCAGAUGCGAGAAUACGUGAGCUGCAUUGCCAAACUGUACCACGACAACCCGUUCCAUUGCUUCGACCAUGCCAGUCAUGUUGUAAUGAGUGUGAACAAGCUUCUAAGCCGCAUCACCACGUGCGAUUCCAACUACGGUAUCAACUCGGACCCUCUGACCCAGUUGGCUUGCGCCUUCUCAGCCUUGAUCCAUGACGUUGACCACAAUGGAGUGUCAAAUGCAGUCCUGGUAGAAGAGGGCACAGAAUUGGCCGCUAAGUACAUGGGCCGAUCGGUCGCCGAGCAGAACUCUCUCGACCUUGCAUACUCCUUAUUGGAAGAGCCUCGUUUCGAGGAGCUUCGUCAGGCAAUGUUUGUGAACCAAGAGGAAGCGAGAAGGUUCAGGGCACUCGUUGUCAACUCUGUCAUGGCAACCGACAUUGUGGAUAAGGAUCUAAAAGCACUUCGAAAUGGGAGGUGGGCCAAGGCCUUCGGAGAGCAAGCAUUUACGGAGUCUCCCAAGGACGCUGUCGACAGGAAGGCAACGAUUGUGAUUGAGCACAUCAUCCAAGCAUCUGAUAUUUCGCAUACAAUGCAACACUGGCACAUCUACCGCAAGUGGAACGAGCGUCUCUUCGAAGAGCUGUACGUCGCCCACAUUAAUGGCCGGUCACAGACGAACCCGGCGACCUUUUGGGCUAAGGGUGAGAUCGGAUUCUUUGAUUUCUACAUCAUACCUCUGGCGAAGAAACUGCAAGAUUGUGGAGUCUUUGGUGUCAGUUCUGGGGAAUUCCUGUCCUAUGCACACGCAAACAGGGCCGAGUGGGAGAGCAAAGGUGAAGCUAUUGUCGAGGAGUAUGUGGCCAAGUUCAGUGCCAAGUAUGCCUCGUGUGAAGUCUAGCUGGUCCCAGACUCUUAUCCCUUAGUCAUACUGUUUAUUCAUUGCUAUGCCACUUUCCCCUUACAUUGAGCCCCACCAUCAAUGUGGUACAAGUAGGACCGGUACGGAAGCUGUCGCUUCUUCCUUCAUCCCUACUAGAGCUGGAAC